This is a messenger RNA of Amphibalanus amphitrite, 4007 nucleotides long. RefSeq names its product very low-density lipoprotein receptor-like. The record is from RefSeq and is a predicted model, not a curated record. Gene Ontology annotation, molecular function: calcium ion binding; protein binding. NCBI's taxonomy places the organism in Eukaryota, Metazoa, Arthropoda, Thecostraca, Balanomorpha, Balanidae. The transcript has 17 exons. The coding region runs from base 100 to 2577 and encodes 825 amino acids.
AUAUAAGACUGACGGAGGGGCGUACCGGCAGUAACGGGACCGCAGGGUCGCGCGGGGUGACAGAACGCUCGACUACGAGACACGGAGAUCGGCUGAGCCAUGGCGGCCGCGCACGUCAUCUGGCUGCUGCCGCUGCUGGUGCUGCUCGCUGGCUGCGGCCUCUCACAGACGGCCGUCCCCAGACAAAAUACCGCCCCCGGCGAGGGCUGCCUGGACGGCCAGUUCCACUGCGCCAACGGGCGCUGCGUCAUCGAGCGCUGGCGGUGCGACGGUGACGACGACUGCGGCGACGGCAGCGACGAGGACCCGGUCGAGUGCGGCGAGCGCGCCUGUCGCGCCGACCAGUUCCGGUGCACCAACACGAGCAGCGGCGCCGUCCAGUGCGUGCCGGCCUCGUGGAGGUGUGACGGCGCCGCCGACUGCGCCGACGCCAGCGACGAGGCCAACUGUGCCCAGUCCUGCACGCCAGAGCACUUCACCUGCGGCGACGGCAAGUGCAUCAACAAGCGCUGGGUCUGCGACGGAGACAACGACUGUGACGACGGCUCCGACGAAAUAAACUGCCAGAGACCGACGUGCAACUCGGCGUCCCACUUCACCUGCUCCAGCGGCGAGUGUGUGUCAGCCGCGGCGCGCUGCGACGGCGACAGGGACUGCGUCGACAACUCGGACGAACAGGGCUGUCCGGCACCCUCAGACGCCGGCGGAGCGCAGUGCCGGCCGGGCGAGGUCAAAUGCGGUGACGGCUUCGUCUGCAUCUUCCACGCGUGGCUGUGUGAUGGCGACGCCGACUGUCCGGACGGAUCGGACGAGGACCCAUCCAGGUGUGGCACUCAGUCGUGUCGGCCGGACCAGUUCCAAUGCGGCGGCCUGGGCGAGUGCAUCUCUCGGAGCCUGGUGUGCUCCGGGAUGCCCGACUGCAGGGACGGCAGCGACGAGGCCAACUGUGAGGGAUGUGACCCGGAAAGCCAGCUGCGCUGCGAGAACGGCACCUGUGUGGACGUCUCGCUGGCCUGUAACGGCAUCAACGACUGUGGCGACGGCUCGGACGAGGGCUCCCAGUGCGGCUCGUGCGCGCGGAGUAACGGCGGCUGCAGCCACGGCUGCCAGGACCUGCCGGGCGGCCGGCGCUGUUCCUGUCCGGACGGGUACCGGCUGGCGGCAGAUGGCACCAGCUGCCAGGACAUUGACGAGUGUGAGAACCCGGGAGCCUGCAGUCACAUCUGCAUCAACCAAGUGGGCCACUUCAAGUGCGAGUGCCACGCCGGCUACGUACGCGACCCCAGCAACCAUGCUUUCUGCAAGGCACAGCAGGGCCACGCCAGCCUGCUGGUGACGCACAGGACAGACAUUCGCCAGGUGGGCCUGCACCGUCGCGAGGUCACGUCACUGGUGAACGACACCAACGCCGCCACCGCGGUCGACUUUGACUUCCGCGCCGGCACCGUGUACUGGGCGGACGCCAUGGACCGGGCCAUCUACAGCGCGCCGGCGGAGGACGGGUCGCGCCGCUCGGUGGUGCGCGUCGCGGUGCGGCCGCAGGGUCUGGCGCUGGACUGGGUGCACGGCCGGGUCUACUGGACCAGCUCGGAGCCGGGCAGCAGCGGCGUGCACACCGCCCCGCUCGACGGCUCCUACCAGCUGACCGUGGUGUCCGCGGAGACGGCCGAGCCGCGCGCCAUCGCGCUCGAUCCCGUCGCCAGGUGGAUGUACUGGACCGACUGGGGCACCGUGCCGCGGAUCGAGCGCGCCGGCCUGGAUGGCAGUCGGCGCCGCACCAUCGUCGACACCCAGCUCCAGUGGCCCAACGGACUGACGCUGGACCUCGAGAGGCGCAGAAUCUUCUGGGUGGACACGCGCCGAAGGGUGCUGGAGAGCGCCAACCUGGACGGCAGCGGCCGGCAGAUCGUCAUCAGCAGUCCGCAGACGCUGCACAGGCCAUUCGGCAUCGCCACCUUCGAGGACAGCGUCUUCUGGAGCGACUGGGAGCGCAGGGCCGUCUUCAGCGCCAACAAGUUCACCGGCGACCGCGUGGCCGUCGUGACCCGCCUCGGAUCGCUGCAGUUCGAGUCGGACGUGCGGGUGUACCACCCGUAUCGGCAGCCUCCCGGCAACAACCACUGUUUGUCCGACAACGGCGGCUGCUCGCACAUCUGCCUGCCGGCGCCGGACGAGCAGCGACCCACCAGCUGCGCCUGUCCGUCCGGCCUGCGACUGGGCGACGACGGCCGCACCUGCUCACAGCAGCCGUCAGAGGAUUCCGGUGAAGCGCAGACGCCGUCGUCCCUGUCUCCGGCGGCUGCGGGACACCAGGCCAUCUCCUCGGAGGACCAGUCGGGCACCACGACAGCCGUGGCCGCCACCGCUGCUGUGCUCAUCAUCGUCGUCGCCGCCGUGGCUGGGUUCCUGGUAUACCGUCGCGUCAAUGCGAAGGGCUUUCGGAGGUUCGACAGUCCCUCGUACAGCAAGUCUCUGCGCGACGUGGUGAAGCUGCAGAAGACCAGAAUACACAACUCUCCGUCCGCGACAGAUGACGAGGUCCUCAUCACUUCGGGCGAGCGGCGAGAGGCGGCCUGAUCUCAGCUAAAGGCGGCCCUCGACUCCAAUGCAGCGUCAGCGUCUGCGUUUGACACCGGCCUCCAUAGCAGUCUGCGCUUCCCCCGACAUUGUUGAUAUGUAAUGUCCGGCUAUGUCACUUUUGUACCAGUUACUACGGCAAGUCGUGGUCUUCAGUGAGCCGUGAGGCAAAAUUGACUGAGGUGUCUCAACUAGGGUAUUGAUCCCCUCCAUCGACUUUUCUCUCUGUCAUUUAUAUUCCAACGGCGUUUUCAACAGUCUCAACAAGAAAAAUAUGCCAUGACCUGAACUGCCAACAUUUUGUCUGAAGUGCCACAGAUUGGUACUUAACAGGCAGGACUUUGACAAGGUUCUACAAGGGAGUGGAGCGUAGAAGCCCAAGUGACUUUACUAGUCCAUAUCAGACAUUUAGUCCUUCUCGCCUCCUAUAUCCCACGUUCCUCGCUGGUGAUAUGCAAUGUGCAUCUCCAUGUCGUGUUAUCAUUUGGAUGGACAAUGGACAUACCAAAUCGUGUGAUGUUACUUGGGGUGCACAGGGAAAUGAUGCAUGUGUCAACUGUCAAGCUUGGUGUAGUUACCGCUGCGCGAUGACCUACGCUGGCAAAUACGAGGUAUGCUAACUAACGUUAUAGCGAAAUGAAGACAUAUCACUCAGCCUCGACAAAUGGCACAUUGUGCUUAAUCCCAUUGGCCUAAUUACUUUGGCCGCGGGUACGCAAUUCCAAUUUUUUUUGUGUUUCAUCUGAAAACACACGAUUAGUCACCACAAGACCACAUAUUCGCCACGCGUCAUUUUCAUUUUUCGCAUUAUUCAUUAAUCGCAAGAACAUGCCUUAGGUGCAAUGCGAAUAGGGCCACUUAUCUGCCUUGUAUGCAUCGUGUUGUUAGUCACGCGUAGUCUAUGAUGUAUCAAAUGUCUAACCAAUACGACGGAUAGUACGGAGCUGUGUCGAAGCGCCAGUCUGUCUUCUUUGAAUGUGUGAGUACUUAUGUCGACUGUUUAUGCUGAUCGUAUUGUGCGAAUGGUCCCACUGCAAUGUUCCUCUGUGUAACACUCAUUUGAUAUCAUGCUCUGAUUGCUUUGUCACUCGUUUAAUUUAACUUUAACUAGGGAUAUAGCGUUAAGAUGUUGAUUUCGUUUCUCCAUGUAAGUCCGUUCUUUACUUCGCGUGUGCAUAUUAGUUAUGGAACGUCUUGUAGCUUGCUGGCGCCGUGUUAUGCAUAACUGGACAUUGUGAUAGCUGUGUGAAAGGAAUGAUGACAAUGUGAAGCUCAGAGCGUGAAAGUGAAGCUUUGUGUGUACAAUGAGUAGUAUUUAAAUUACAGUGUCUUAGCUGUACUGUGUACGAGCGAAAAGUCUGUACCAUAAUGGAGUGCGUUCUUUUGACCCCGUCGGGUCAGUGUAAAUAAAUACAUAUGCAAUAAUAUGA